Molecule: messenger RNA, 989 nt
Organism: Sarcophilus harrisii (Tasmanian devil)
Lineage: Eukaryota; Metazoa; Chordata; Mammalia; Dasyuromorphia; Dasyuridae
Product: homeobox protein notochord-like
Exons: 4
Coding region: 30-989 (319 amino acids)
Biological process (GO): neuron differentiation; central nervous system development; regulation of DNA-templated transcription
Molecular function (GO): DNA binding; DNA-binding transcription factor activity, RNA polymerase II-specific
Source: RefSeq, a predicted model, not a curated record
CCGGGCCGGCCUCCCCAGGACUCCCCGACAUGACCCAGCACGAGGAAGGCCGACGUGCCUCCUACCCCCAGAGGCCCGCGGAUCCCGCCAAGCUGCCCUUCUCCAUCGACGCCAUCCUGUCCAAGGCUGGCCCGCAGCCUCGGGGGUCCCCUCGGGACCCGGGGCUCCUGGGCUGGGCCCCCCCGCUCGGCCCCCGCUGGCAGCUGCCCGGAGAUCACGCCGCGGGCUGGAUGCCCCCCUUUGCCGGCGUUUACCUGUGGGGGGCUUCUCCCACCGCCUCGCUGUCGGCGGCCCGCGGCCCGCGCCCCGUCUGCCCCACCGCAGCUCUCCUAGGCCUGGAGCUGCCGGACUGCGCCGCCCUGCGAGGCCCCCUGACCUGGGGCCAGGCUGACUAUCUGAGGAAGAUGGACAGCAGCCCCAAGCCAAGCCGCAAGAGGAGCCGGACGGUGUUCAGCGCCGAGCAGCUGGACGAGCUGGAGAAGGCCUUCCUGAAGCAGCCCUACCUGGUGGGGAUGGAGAGGACCCAGCUCGCCAAGCAGCUGCAUCUCUCCGAGACCCAGGUGAAAGUGUGGUUCCAGAACCGCAGGAUCAAGGGGCGUAAGCAAAGCCUGGAACAGAAGAAAAAAAAGCUGCCCACGGCGCCCUUGUCCCCGCCCAUGUCGCCCCAGGAGCCCAGCAGCAGCAGCGAAGACAAAGACGGAUGCCCGCAGGAAUCUGCGCCUUCCAGAACGGCCGGCAGUUAUCCUUGUCCCGUCCUCCCGACGGCGGGGCCUCGGCCUUGCGAAUCCCGCGUAGCCCCCAGCCUCCCUGGGAGUCUCCGAGACGAAGGCUGUGCUUCAAAGGCCUCGGUCCCCCGGGAAGGGCCGCGGGGAGGCACGGUGGGCUCUGCAGAGCUCCAAGGGAAGCCUUUCAAAGCCGGACUGGCCACACUGGUCCUCUCGGCCAAGCAUCUUCAGCAGUCCCCUGCCACAAACAUUAAGUGCUUAUGA